GGGGACAGCAUGACCCGCCGCGAUCGCCUCAUGAAGGGGAGACCCCAGAGGCAGCCGGAGGCCGGGGGAGGCUCCCGGGCGGGUUACGUCCUCGCUAGACCAAGCGUUGUCCUGAUGCUGGAAAGGGGAGCUCAGCCCUGCGUGAGCAACAGCAAGAAUGGCAUGGCCAGCGACCCGCUGAGCAGCGACGGUGCAGACCCACAAGUUCUGAAGGAGAACACCAAGGCACCUUCGCCCACAGCCCUGUCUUCACCCCCCGCCACGGAGUCCCCCAAGCCUGCCCGGCCUCGCCGCCCCCGGCCUCCUGCCGUGCUGCCCUCGGAGCGCCCGUACCAGUGCAAAGACUGCGGCAAGCGCUUUGUGUACCGCUCCAAGCUGGCCACCCACCAGUGGACCCACUGCGCUGAGCGCCCCUAUAAAUGCCCCGAUUGCCCUAAGAGUUUCAGCUACCCAUCCAAGCUGGCGGCCCACCGCCGUACGCACACAGGCGAGCGGCCGUACCCCUGCUCUCUGUGCCCUAAGCGCUUUGGACACCGCUCCAAACUGGCUGCCCACCAGUGGAUCCACACCCCGGAGCGCCCUUAUAAAUGCGCCGACUGCCCCAAGAGCUUCUGCUACCCAUCCAAGCUGGCGGCUCACCGCCGCACACACACGGGACAGCGUCCUUAUCCCUGCACUCGCUGCGGGAAAAGCUUCUGCUAUCCAUCCAAGCUUGCUGCCCAUCAGCAGAUCCAUGCGGCUGCAGCAGUGGGACGUCCCUACCCAUGCAUGCACUGCAGCAAGAGUUUCCGGCAGCUCCGCAACCUCACACUCCACCAGCGGGUGCAUGAGGGAGCCGAGGUGGAGAGUGACUUAUCUCAAAACAAGAGCCACAGCAACGGGGAGACACCUUAGAGCAGAGCAGUCGGAGACUGGACGAUGGGGGAGAGGUGGUUAAAUUUGAACGCACUAUGGGUGCUGUGGGAUCUUUUUGUAUCUAGCCGAACGUGACAAAGGAGGGAUUUGGAAUUAAACGAAGACGCCCCUCUUGACCCACAGUUCCUUGGCCGUUUGCCUCCCUCUCUGUGGUGCCAUGUCGAAGCCUCCCUCAGAUCAGUUUGUAUAUAGACCACUAAAAAACAAUCCAAGUUCUAUGCUAAGAGAUCCCCAGUUCUGUAUCCAGAUAUUCUGCGACCUGAAUAAUUUAUGCAACUUUGUACAACUGGUUCAUUUUGCUUAAAUAGUUCUCCUUCCAAGGAAUCACACAGAGUGCUGAGAUCCCGCUUUUGCACACACACCGUAACCUGCCACCUCACCUCCUGAAAUCAUUUUCACAAGACAUUUGUUUUUAAAAAAUGACAUUUGUAAAAAAAAAACCCAAAAACGGCAUCGUAAGAA
Molecule: messenger RNA, 1377 nt
Organism: Eublepharis macularius
Lineage: Eukaryota; Metazoa; Chordata; Lepidosauria; Squamata; Eublepharidae
Gene: ZNF575
Product: zinc finger protein 575
Exons: 3
Coding region: 10-894 (294 amino acids)
Biological process (GO): regulation of DNA-templated transcription
Molecular function (GO): DNA-binding transcription factor activity, RNA polymerase II-specific; RNA polymerase II cis-regulatory region sequence-specific DNA binding
Source: RefSeq, a predicted model, not a curated record